AUGACCUCGGAGCUAGACAGCGAUGGUUGGUUGGGAAGCAAUCAAAACUCUUUAUGUCACCUGGAUCUAGCACCACGUAACAUACUGGUCAAUCCAGCACCCGAUGAUGCUCAAGUAUUCGAAAUCUCCGCCAUCCUCGACUGGGACAGCGCGGUUUUCGCCCCCAGCUUCAUGUCCUGUGCCCCCCCACUCUGGAUUUGGGCUUGGAAUGACGACGAGGACGAGCGAACAGCGGAUAAUGAUCCUCCCACUCCAGAGUUGCGCCAGCUGAAACAUCUUUUUGACAAUGCUGCAGGUUCCGAUUAUGUAUAUUUUGCAUAUGAGCCUCCGUACCGGUUGGCUAGGCGGUUGGUGUAUUUUGCUAUUCAUGAAAUAGGAUACAACGAAGAGGUGAAAAAGGCUAGUGAAAUGCUGAAGGAAUGGGCUGAUAUGCGCCGAUCAAAACCAACAAGGCAGAGAAGAAUAUAG
Molecule: messenger RNA, 468 nt
Organism: Amorphotheca resinae ATCC 22711
Lineage: Eukaryota; Fungi; Ascomycota; Leotiomycetes; Helotiales; Amorphothecaceae
Exons: 1
Coding region: 1-468 (155 amino acids)
Biological process (GO): protein phosphorylation
Molecular function (GO): protein kinase activity
Source: RefSeq, a predicted model, not a curated record